Molecule: messenger RNA, 2675 nt
Organism: Botrytis cinerea B05.10
Lineage: Eukaryota; Fungi; Ascomycota; Leotiomycetes; Helotiales; Sclerotiniaceae
Exons: 3
Coding region: 144-1043 (299 amino acids)
Molecular function (GO): protein binding
Source: RefSeq, a predicted model, not a curated record
GGUCAGUGAUGCAUGACAAGGCUCGGAGCCCCCUCAUCUUUCUCAAUCUCUUCUUCUUAUCGUUUUGUUUCUUCAUCGUUACAUACUACAAUAUAAUUUUUCGUUUCAUUCAUUUCACAAAUAACUUCUAGUUUGAUAUAUUGAUGGCGGAAGCCUUUGGUGUCGCUGCUAGCGCAGUUGGCAUCAUAUCCUUAGCUCUCCAACUCGGUGAUGGCAUCUUGAAACUCAAAUCGUUUUGGGGUGCCGUUAAAGAUGCCCCGGAAGAGAUCUUAUACAUUCUCGAUGAAUUGGACAUAACGCAUGUGCUGCUCACAGAAAUUGAGGAUAGUCUUGGUAGCCAAACGAUAUCGCCUGCAGCCGCUAGAUCGCUUCGGCUAUGCCAAAAAGGUGUGGAUAUAUUGAACAAUGCAGUCAGGGAGCUAGAGGGUGAAAUGGGACGAAGAAAGAAAUGGGGAGGAGUCAAGAUGGUAAUGAAGAAGGAAUUACUUGAGAAAAUGGAGAAGAGACUCGAAAGGGCAAAUUCAUUGAUGAUGAUGGCGCAUCAGAGCUAUAUUGAAAGUUUGAACAAAUCGAGACACCAUGAACAAGUGAGAUUGGCUACGCAGCAAUUCUCAGAGAUGGUGGAAAUUCGAAACACUUUGCAUAGCUUUAACUCGGCUGCAUCUAUCAUCGAAACCCAACGACAGGCAUCUAGCAGUACAAAGAGUCUUCUGAUAAAAUCAAGUGAGAAUGCUACUUCAUGUUCCAGAUCUACCAAAACAUUAUCAAAAUACCAGAAGAUCCUGAAUGCAAAGCUGCGACUUCCUUUCUUCUCGGGUGUAUGGGAGCUAUGUGCCUAUCAACAAUCAAUAUCUGGGUGGACGUUCACAUUGAGAACAUACAACCUUGUUGAUAAUGAAGCGCCUAUAAUGGAAAUGGCCCGCUUUGGGGAUGUAGCUGGUAUGCAGCAACUAUUUCAAAAGCGACAGGCAAGUUUAUUGGACGUAGAUAUAUAUGGGCAAACCAUUCUUCACGUAGGAAAUUCUUCCUCGCGUUGUUUUUGAACUAUUUAAACUGAAAUACCAAGGUUGCGGCCUCUUUUCAAAAUUACCCCGCAUGUCGGUUCUUGAUAGAUCACGGCGCAGAUGCGGACUUGGAGGAUGGUGCGGGUGAACCGGCAUGGGCAUCGUCAUUUGGCCCGUUCAAUAAAGCUAAAGGUUAUUUUGCAGAAAUUCAAUACAUGAUUUCCAGGACCGAUCGUGAUAUCAUUAGUGACUUACCGAGCGCCCUACUGUGCGCUGAUUAUCUUGCCCCUGAAUCAUUUAAAUGGAUACUUCAAUCCACUGAGAAUCCCAUUUAUGAAAGAAGUCACCGGGAACGGGCACUUUUAGUGCUGGAACUUUCCAGAUGCAAUUUACUGAACAUGAAAGAUCUCGCGUGGUUGACCCUUGAUAAUAUGGACAUGGAAACUUGCAACCAAAACUUAAGGCAAGAGGAGUUCGUGAAAUUAUUGCGAGGAAUUGUACAUUGUUUAGGAUUCUUAAUCGCAAAUCAUCGGGCCAUCAGAGUCCGCUAUGGUUUGAUGAUAUCAGAUGGAGAUCAUUUGAAAGAUCAUUUAAAUUUUAUACACGAUCUUCUCGUUGCUGGUUCCAAAUAUCACAACUUUAAAGAUACAUACAAAGGCUACCGUGAAAGUUUCCUUUCUGAAUUGUUGAAGGGGACGACUACAGGUCUUGGAGUAAUAAAGUGUGCAAACAUUGCUCGCCUUGAACGAAAUUUCAAAAAUUCAAUCGAGACAUGGCUCGAUCAACUCAUAUCAGCGGAAAUCGAUCUAAUUGAAUACGGCCAAUGGGAAAAGAAAAUAAACGAUGACGACCCAAUACCUAUAAGCAACUUGCGGGGAGGCUUAUAUCAUUUUUGGGCAAGGAACUAUGUCGUACGUUUUCUGAGUUUUACAUAUGGACCAAAAAGAAGCGACUGGCAGUUCUGGUUUAUUUUUGAAUCCCGAUGUAUACAUGAGGGCUGCAUUAUGGAGUUUUGGGAUAUGGUUGAGAAUCCGGAAAGACAGAUGCCAGGUGCUUGGAAUUUUGAUGCAUAGUCGGAGGAAGUACUAUCAACGAGCAGAUGAUUGAAUAUGCAUGAGUUAGGAGUGGUAUGGCUCUGCUAACGCGAUAUUCUUCAUUUUCAUAUGAGGUGGACUAUUUGCCGACUUGAUUGGAGAAGUAAUUUUGUGGACCUUGCGUCACUGUGGUUAACUUAUGUUCAGCAAUUUGGAAUAUAUGGGCCACUCUUUUGCGUCGGAUGUUGAUUGGGAAUGUGUUCAAGCUUUUGUCUUCAUGAAAUAUUCUGACUGGGAUGUUUUACGAAGAUGGAAACAAUUUAAGUGUGACGUGCGAAGUCCAGUAAAUAUCUUAGGGAAGCAAUGAGAAGCGAGGAAUAAUCACCUGCAACUACCUGAGCAGUUCUGGGAUGUGCUAGCAUACUCAAAUUGUCUGUUAAGUAGAUUCAAACGAAAAGCAAUGCUGUAUACUAGACUCGAUAAAUUCUGAGGUCAAUGACAACAUUGCAAGAACGUUAUAGCUUUUACUACCUGCUGUGUGGACUUUUGUAAUUCAAUCAAUCAGAUAAAACUCCUACAACAAAUCAGAUGCGAUAUGCUAGUGAGAAUCCCAACAAGAACACUUCACUAGAAUGCA